GAUCCUCCGCCUGCUGCUCCAUGUCAUUACAAAAAAUCCUACCAGAGUCGGUCUCGAUGAGCGUCGCAUUUGUGGAUGGGAUCCAAAAUGUGAUUGUUUUGAACAACAAUCUGAAUCUAUUGAUCGGAAUUAUCCUGAAGCUACACUUACACUACAGGAUAUGAGCUUGAAUACUGUCUUUCAUUUGAAUCCGUUCAACGUAACACGUAAAACUUUUGCAAAGCUAGAGCUACAUCACAACAUCUCUUUUCACAUCAUCUCAACAUUCACGUCUUUUGUUUUCCUGCUGAAGCGCAGUAUUGAAACAGCUUUAUCAAGGUCUUACAGUUAAGCAAACACAAACAUCAGCACCAGGUCGAGGUACUAAGAAACAGACCACGAAAUAGAGACAACAUGGUGCGUCUUUGCUCUCGCUCUUUCGUUGCGCUUUGCUCGGCCCUGUCAGCGUUGGGGUUCUUGGCCUGCGUCCAGGGAAAUAAACAACACGUCGCGCAAGAACAUCAACAAGGCAAAGCAGAAGUUGUUGCGGCUUCUCCGAACAAGCACGCCAGCAAGAAGGAGCAGCAGCCGACCGCCGUCGCGGCGGCCGCGCCUGCUGCCUCCGUGAGCACCCACCAGGAGAACAAGCCGGUUGCGGCAGCGGCGAGUCGCCAUGGUCACAAAAACCGUCACUCGGAAACCUCUACCCAAGCGGUGCACCGCCGCCACCGCCGUCAUCACCGCCGGGGACGUAUGGGCAAGAACCUGUUGCGGAUGAAAAAUGGCCUGAAGCGCAGAGGGGGAAAGCUGUUCCAUGGCUUGCGGAGGCGCUUUUCUUCUGCGCGGAAGGGAAACAAGCGGUCUUCGGGUUCUCGGAUGAUGAAGCGGAACAACCGCAGGCGCCACGGCAAGGCCAAGGGGAACAAGCACCACAUCAAGAAGGGAACCAACGGAGGACACGGAGCCGGCAAAGCAGCUGCCGGAAAGGCCCACGAGAUGUUGGCGGCGCCGAUUGGAGCUGCCGCGGUCGAUUCGAAGAACAAAGGCGGCGCUGUUGAGCUGCACCAAGCUGCUCCUGGUGCUAAAGGAGAACUUGAGGCCAACAAGAAGUGAUCAACUGGGGCAGUCACCACGAAUGUUACUGCAUUUCUAUAUUUGAUGUGAGAUUAUGGAGUUGAAACUUGAAGGUUUUGGGGGAUGUAUUAACAUAUCAACGAGGAGGACGUCUAUGGUUUGGGAAGAUCGGGGGAGGUGACGCACUGGCUUUCCAACUACCCGCAAAACUACCUGUUUGUGUUGUAAUAACUAGCUCUAAAAAAAUUGUUGUAGACCGACAGCUGCAAAGUUGAAGCCCUCAACAACAGUUUUUUUUGAACGAGCUUGAUGCAAAGCCAGAGUAGAAGUAUGUAAAUGUAUGAUUUGAUGGACGGAUUCAAGAGCUGUUUAUUUGCUUGUGGAUACUUAAAAUGAAGUACUUCUUCUAAUAUCGCAGCAAAACCACAAGCAAACGGCAACGCUAGACUCUAUCCGUAACACACCAUGCUGUUUGCGUUUCGCAAAAGCAAGCUCGCAAAAGUUUUGGAUCACAAUGAUGGACGUACAUAAGUUGCAAACUGUAACUGUAACUGAAAGACGCAAAAACUGUAAUGGAGGUACCGUUUUGCUUUUGCUGAAAGACGCAAAAAGGAGGAGUGAAAGGCGAAGUGCGUCAAGGAGACGCAGUGGAAAAAGGAACUAAAUGAAGGUAGGUAGUUGUCCAACAUGUUUUAUACUGUAUGAUUUGGUCUUCGUCUUGACUCUGAUCUGAUCGAUGCUCACCUCCACGGAGGGAAAAGAAAGAAGAAGAUAGAAUGACGUGCUGAAUUGAUUCUAGUAUUGUUCCUAGCUGCGUUCAAUCCAGUUUUUGAAUGUUGCUAGAACUACAACUGCUAGGAGAGAUGAAGUUCGUAUUCGUUGAGACGUAUUCUAGACUACCCGACGGGUUGUAUGCAUUCCACUAUUCCUGACAGGUGCUAUGUCAACUGAAGUAAAAAUUCCAGGAGGCUUUCUCCGAGGUUCGGAACGAGCAGAGAUGAAAUCAGCAAAAAACAGUAUCGAACCGGCGGUCGGCGUCGGUGUGUUCAU
Messenger RNA from Amoebophrya sp. A120, 2103 nucleotides. The record is from the annotation of a GenBank genome assembly. Lineage: Eukaryota; Dinophyceae; Syndiniales; Amoebophryaceae.